Ramularia collo-cygni is the source of this 1062-nucleotide messenger RNA. RefSeq names its product related to serine/threonine kinase receptor-associated protein. The record is from RefSeq and is a predicted model, not a curated record. Gene Ontology annotation, molecular function: RNA binding; protein binding. The coding region runs from base 1 to 1062 and encodes 353 amino acids. Gene Ontology annotation, cellular component: SMN complex. Lineage: Eukaryota; Fungi; Ascomycota; Dothideomycetes; Mycosphaerellales; Mycosphaerellaceae. The transcript has 2 exons. Gene Ontology annotation, biological process: spliceosomal snRNP assembly.
AUGGAUUUCGCGUUCAAGCGUCAGGACGAUACGAGCAUAACGUAUGAAACCACUAAAAUCGUGCCCUUGACCUGCCAUGGCCACUCACGUCCCAUCACGCACGUGUCCUUCUCCUCCCUCCUGGCCAGUUCCGGUGCUGCAUCGCAGUACUACAUGAUCUCCGCAUGCAAAGACAACAACCCCAUGCUCCGCGAUGGUCUGACUGGUGACUGGAUUGGCACCUUCAUCGGCCACAAGGGCGCCGUAUGGAGUGCCCGGCUGUCUGAUGAUGCAACGCUUGCAGCUACCGGUUCCGCUGACUUCUCCGCCAAAGUCUGGGACACCUUCACAGGCCAGACUCUGCAUACGCUUCAGCAUAACCACAUUGUUCGUGCGGUAGCAUUCCCACCACAGGCGAAACCACAGGUCCUUGCUACCGGAGGUAUGGAAAAGAAGCUUCGCAUCUUUGAUCUAUCCCGAACAGGCGGCGACACUCGAUCUCCUGGCGAGUCAACAAACGGUGUCAACGAUGGAGUAGAGCCUCCCUCGUAUGAGAUUGGCGCAGGAGAGCAUCAAGGCGCGAUCAAAAGCAUUAUUUGGUCCAGAGACCCAAACAUCAUGACUACUGCGGCAGAUGACAAGAAGAUUCGCUGGUGGGACUUGCGUGCGCGGUCAAUGGUGGCUUCUCACGAUAUUGACGGCUUGCCUACAUCCUGUGAGCWCAACACGGGACUGAACGGGAAUGCCGACGGAAUAGUGAGCGUGGCCGCAGGGAAGAACAUUUACUUCUUCGACGGCGCACGACCGGGCCAGCUGAUCAAACAMAUUGCCACCGACCGGGAGGUUGCGAGUGUUGCGCUCAAUGGAGAGGCCAAGCGUUUUGUUACGGGCUGCCCGAAUGACACUUGGGUUCAUUUGUGGGAUUGGGACAGUGAACAGCAGAUUGAGAUGGGCAAAGGUCACCACGGACCCGUCUGGACGACGUGCUUCAGUCCCGAUGGAAAGCUCUACGCUACUGGUAGUGAGGACGGAACGGUGAAGAUGUGGAAAUUCGCUGAAGGUCCUUAUGGACUGUGGCGGUGA